This is a messenger RNA of Bubalus bubalis (water buffalo), 3297 nucleotides long. It is a transcript of the gene MESP2, whose product is annotated as mesoderm posterior bHLH transcription factor 2. Bases 1062 to 2231 code for a protein of 389 amino acids. Gene Ontology annotation, molecular function: DNA-binding transcription factor activity, RNA polymerase II-specific; RNA polymerase II cis-regulatory region sequence-specific DNA binding; protein dimerization activity. Gene Ontology annotation, cellular component: nucleus. The record is from RefSeq and is a predicted model, not a curated record. Gene Ontology annotation, biological process: regulation of transcription by RNA polymerase II; heart morphogenesis; somite rostral/caudal axis specification. The transcript is spliced from 2 exons. Lineage: Eukaryota; Metazoa; Chordata; Mammalia; Artiodactyla; Bovidae.
AGAGCAGAGACAACUAUCUUGUUCACUCUGGCAUGCCUGACAUUCACCAGUUGCUAAACAAAUAUGAAUUAAAUGAUUAAUGCCCACAAGCAUCUUGAGACAUAAAUAUUGAUACUUUCUUUAGAAAAUGAUAGUAGCAAACAUUUAGCCCACUUGCCAGGCUCCUACCUGGUAGUCGCAUAGACGAUUCCAUUUAGCACCAGCAAUCAUCCUAGGUGGUAGGUAUUUUAUGUUAUUACUGUCAUGAGAAUGAGCCUCAGAGGAGUUAAAUGAACUCCCCAAGGUCACACAGCAAAUAAGGAGGAUCUAAUUCAGGCCUGCCUGGGAGCCCACCCUCCCUCAUUUUCAUCACCCACUACACUCCACGUCUCUUCUCCGGGCUGCUGGCUCUGGCCUAUUUUUCAGGGAAAGAAACUGCGGACAGUGAGAUGACCUCGGUAUCACUCGGCGAAGUAGCAAGUGCGGGUUAUGGGAACCCAGGAAGGGUCCACCUGUACCUCCGCUCCUCUCCUUAACCCCCUCUCCCGCCAUCACUGUGAGCAAGUCCCGCAGCGUUUGUCUUGACGCCUUACCCCGCACAAUUUUAGGCACUUGGGUAGGAGUUACUGGGCACAGCCUCCCGGAGGGUGGUGAUGAGGGAGGCGGCCACUCUUUGCAGGGGUCCAUGAGUCAUUUGAGGGACUGCUUGGCCGCCCCCAGACGGUGCCACUGCCCACCACUGUCAGGGUCCGGGCACGCACCGGAGCAGUGGAAGAGGCGGGGUGGGUGGGAACACGGUGAGAAGCUUCGCGGCUCCAUCCAGAUGCGAAUUGUUCCUCCCACACUUCCCCCGGCAGCAGGGACCUCCAUUAGAGCCCCCCAGAGGAGUCAGAAUCCACACCUCCGCAAAUGGGCCCGCUUUCCCAGGGCCCCCCUGCCCAGACCUUCCCUGGGCUCUGUGGGUUUUGACACCUCUCCGCAACCUGGCGGGGGUCCACCUCGCACCUUCGGUCUGAAUAAAAGCUCAGUCCUGGAGGUGGCCGGCCCGGCCUGCCUCGAGGAGCCCGCAGCCAGCCCCGGCCAUGGCCCAGUCCCCUCCUCUGCAGAGCCUCCUCGGCCACGACCACUGGAUCUUCCCUCAGGGCUGGGGCUGGGUUGGCCACUCGGAUUCCACGUCCCCGGCCUCCUCCUCCUCGGACUCGUCGGGCUCAUGCCCCUGCGACCGCUCCAGCAGGCCCUCGCAGCCCGUGCCCGCAGCCCGCGGCGCCGCAGAAGCCGCCUCGACGGCGCCCAGCCGAGUGCGCACCCGGCCGGCAGGCGGGCAGCGGCAGAGCGCCAGCGAGCGCGAGAAGCUGCGCAUGCGCACGCUUGCCCGCGCCCUCCAAGAGCUGCGCCGCUUUCUGCCUCCUUCCGUGGCGCCCGCCGGCCAGAGCCUGACCAAGAUCGAGACGCUGCGCUUGGCUAUCCGCUAUAUCGGACACCUGUCGGCCGUGCUGGGCCUCAGCGAGGACAGCCUGCAGCGCCGGCGCCUGCAGCGCAGUGACGCGGCGCCCCCUCGGGGCUGCGCGCUGUGCCCCGACGGCGGCCCCGCGGAGGCGCCGAGGCAAGGAUGCUGCUGCUCCGGCUCAGCCGCUGGUGCCGCGGUGUCCUGCAGGUCCCCGCCCGUCUGCCCCGAGGCCCUAGCGGCGCCCGAGCGCCUGGGGAGCAGGGUCCCCGACAUGGGACCCUGGCUGACACCCCCUUACUGCCCCGGGAUGCAGUCUCCCCCGCAGCUCUCUCAAGGAAGAGCCCCUGAUGCGGCCCUUUGGACGUCGCCUCAAGCCUGUUGUGGAACGCAGACACCCCCAGAGCCCCGGAACCAGCCCACGCCCUGGACAUCGCCCCCCGCGUCUCUGGAGCUGGCUGCAGUGUACCAGGUGCGCGCUCAGGCUCUCGCCACUUCCCUCGGAGUGGUCCCCAGACUUCGACUGGAAACGGAAGGGGGUAUCUCUGUGUCUCCGGAGUCCUGUCUGUUGCCAGAAACCCCUCCUCUCUUGCCCCGCCCAGCCUGCCAGCGACUCCAGCCUCAGACCCAGUGGGGAUGCUGGAGCCACACUGCAGAGGUGCUGCCCAACUCGGAGGACCAGGGACCAGGCCCUGCCCUCCAGCUCAGUGAUGAAAGCCCUCCCCAGAACUCAGGCCUUCCGCUCAGCGGCUGCCCUGAAUUUUGGCAAGAAGAUUUGGCGGAGACGCACCUGGGCAUGUUCUACUAAUGGCCUUGGCUGCCAAUAGUAAAGGCCACCCCCCUUUUCAGCCAGGAAUCAGGUCUGUAGUGUAGGCUGCCCACCUCAUCGGCUACUUCAGUAGUAUUCAGGCUUUCUUUUAUCAAGGAUCCCUUUUCCAAGUGAUGUCUUUCAUAGAAGCAGUGUUUAAAGCAGAUAGGGGGUCACCUCCCUGGCUGAAGUUGGGGCUGGGGCAGUCCCUCCACUCCUCGACAUCCCCUAGAAUGUCCAGUGCUCUGCAGGGCACAGCCUGAGUGGCAGUAAGAUGGUGGUUACUUGACCACAGUGGCUGGCCAGGCUGGGACUGGUAGGGGAGUGGACUGGGGGUGGGGGGUGGGUGGGGUGGGAGUGAGAAGAAAUCUAUAUGCUUAGAUUUUGUACUUCGUAAAAAAAAAAAAAAUUGGUUUGGUCUGUUUUUCCUCUGUCCACUGGGUUUUUAUUGCUUCUGGAAAAGGAGAAAUGUUCCUGUAGGGCAAGGAACAAGUAAGUCAUGCUGCUUUUCCCCACUGGGAAUCCAGGCCUACUGAGGUUGAUGUAGGCCCUCAGUUGCCAAUUUAACAGUAAUUAUCGUGCAGGGGCUCCACCUGGCCCGCAGGGCAAGCUGGGUUAACGCUUGGGCCUGUCCCCUUGCCUCAACCCCACUACUGCGGCCCUUUUCCCAUUCUCCUGGGUGCAUUCCUGCUGACCCACAGGGCUCUUUCACAGUUAGUGACAUUGUUUCCCGAAAGGUGCUUGUGCGUGGCUCCAUGUGCUGUUGUUCAAUUGCUCAAUUGUGUCCAGCUCUUUGCAGCUCCAUGGGCUACAGCAUGCCAGGUUCCCUGUCCUUCACCAUCUCCCGGAAUUUGCUCAGAUUCAUGUCCACUGAAUGUUGCCAUCCAACCAUCCCAUCCUCUGCCACCCCCUUCUCCUUUUGCCUUAAAUCUUUCUCAGCAUCGUGUAUUACUUCACUGGGGCUGCCAUGAGACAACCUAGUCAGAGCCUCCCUUGGUCUUUAUGGCAGCCUCAUGGUAAUGGAGCCAGGCUGGGGGCCGUUCUAAUCGUGCAGUGCGAGAGAGGG